Molecule: messenger RNA, 6613 nt
Organism: Physella acuta
Lineage: Eukaryota; Metazoa; Mollusca; Gastropoda; Physidae
Biological process (GO): meiotic chromosome separation; proteolysis
Cellular component (GO): cytoplasm; nucleus; mitotic spindle
Molecular function (GO): cysteine-type endopeptidase activity
Source: RefSeq, a predicted model, not a curated record
AUGAGCAAUGAAAAGCAAUUGGCUGUAACAGAUGAGCUUAAGCUUCUGUCUGAAAACUCUGAGUCGCCCAUUGUUUCUCUCAAGUUUCAAAAGUUUUUGAAUGAAAGCAUCAACUUUUUGAACACACAAGGUGGUAGCAACUGUACAACAAAUAAAGAACUACUUGAAUGGUACGAGGUGCUGGAACAGGUUCUGCAUACACUGAUACUGAGACAAAAUGAUCUGGACCCAAAACGCCUCAGCCUUCAGAAGAUUAUAACUUACCUCGGCCACUGCACUUUUCAUUUGCUCAAAGUAGAAGAGGUUCCACUAGGAUGGUAUAAAUCUUUGGCCAUAGUUGUGCUUGAGUAUUUGGCUGAUUUCAUCCAAAGUUCAGGGUCACAGCCUAGUUUUGUUGCCAGUGUCGCCACCAACUUUUUUGGGUGCUUCUGCAAAGCUGGACAGAAAUUUGAGAAAGAGAUAAAGUCCAAGACAGGUCUAAGUGUGGUCCCAGCAUAUGAGCUGUAUCUUCUUGCCUCUGCCAUUCAAAGUCUAGACUCAACAAAUAAGACGCGGGAUGGACUGAAGGUGGCUAAAGAAUUUUUAAUUAGUUAUACACAGCUGGUUAAAGGAUCUGACCAGGUGCUUGAUGCUGGGGCGGCUCUGUCAGAUUUGUUUGAGGCUGCUGUGAAAGUUUACACACUACAGAGCAGAGAUGUUGCUGAUGAUAGCAGUUUGUCUUUUUUUGUUGAGCUAUUCAGACUGGUACAGAGGGAUGCUGGGAUGUGUGAGAGGCUGCUUGCCUGUGAUGGUAACUUGUACAAGCUGGAAACAGCUGACUGCAGCCAUGACUUCCCUGUUGAAGCCUCUUGUCGUCUGAUAAAAAAAAACAAGUUGGCUGUCAGCAGUCAGGUGGAAAACAGAAUUCAGGAGAUUGUGAUUUCUUUAUUGAAGUUUACUUGUAGCCUGAAUGAUGCUGCACCAUGGGAUCCUACACAAAGUGGGCACUCUAAAAAUAACAAAAAACCAUCAAAAAAGGACAACUUAGAGAUGGAUGAUAGUUCACAAAUGGAAUCCCAGUUGAGCCCUACCAUCUCACACAUCCAAGCACUGUUGUCUGAGUCUCAGAAACCUGUCAGCCUGGCCAUAGGAGACAGUCUGUCAGCACUUGUCAGCACCAGCAUAGACCCCAGGCAGACAGCGACCUGCACGCUGAUGCUGCUCUACAGGCUGCUGUCUCUGGCCAUUGAGAUCUUCCUGCGUGAGAUUCUGGCCAGGGCUGGGAAGGAGAGCUAUCUGAACUUUGUGUCCGCCAGGGUAUACUCGUUGGCUCUUGCAAACAAAACCAGGCUCAAUACAUUACAGGCUCUGCUGUCUAGGGACGAGUCUGACAAGUUGGUUGAGUUGUCCACUCUCCAGAAGGGCACACUGAACUCUCUGUGUAGACUGAGUCAAGCUGUGAGCAAGAAAAACAUCCUCUCUGCCCUACCUAAUGCUGCCAGUCAGGUCCUCAAGUGCCUGGAGAGUGCCACCGUAGCUCUGGGCUCUAUAGGCCGACAGUUGAGGCGACAAGAGAAACAUGCACAAGUUGUACGGGUCCUGGCUCCAGUCUGGCCUGUCCCCAAACUGGCAGAGCUGCUAGCACACGUCAGAUACCACGAGUCCCUGGCUGAGAGCUACAGAAGCCUGGGCCAGAAGGAAAAGGCAUGUUGUGUGAUCGUGGAGGCAGCUAGACUUGACACCAAGCUCAUCACUGAACCUCUCAUAAAGACAAUCUGGGAAAUGGCAAAACAAGAUCCUUCAUUGCCUGUGGUGAAGAUGUUUGAACCUCUGCUACAUGAAGAAGAACAACAACACGCUCAGCUGAUGGAGAUGGUGUGUAGGUGGAUACUGUCCUUCAAUCAAAGCCCGUCUUUGAGCCGAGCUAUUGCUGACAUCCUAGAAUGUUUGUCUGCCCACCCCGCCCUCUCAUCUUGUGAGAAAGCUGUGUACUCACUCCUGCUGGUAGAAAAUAAAGCCUUCUCUAAUGAUGACAACCACAAGAUUUCAAGUCAGAUGCUUCAGACAACAAGAGCCUCAAUCUCUGUGCUAGGGGAUGACUCCAGUCACAGUUUCGAUGACUUUCUGUCACAGAUGACUUUCUUAUACUGGGAGAUGUGUCACCGGCUCACAUGUUUAGACAAGGCCAAUGCAGAGCAUGAGUUUCCUGAAGUACCUACCACUCCACCACCCAUAAUGCAGUCAACCCAAACAGUCAAGCCCCCCACUAAGCCUUGCCUGUUGGAGCCACAGACCCCGAUGGAUCAGGCCCCGACCCCCAAAUUGAAGCUUUCAUUUCAGACGCCAGUGAGACCCAGGAAACAGGUCCUCAAGAGUAAAGGAAAAAACUUGGCCAGUCAACCUCUUUGCCAGGUAGACAGUGAUACCCUUAUGACCAAAGCAUCUGUUUGUCUGACUGUGUGGACUGAAUGGUUCAACUGCCACAAAAGUCUCUUGAUGACCAUGGAGGAUGGGAGGUUUAGGGCGGAGCGGAGUCUCACUUUCUUGCAGAGGGUUGCAGAGUUGGCGCUGGCUAACCAUCAGACCACCACAGCUUUACAGGCAUUCUGUCUGGCAAAAAAUCUGGCCACCCUAGCCGAGAAAACAGAUGUGGUCAAGCGUGUGACUGGCCAGCUGAUUGCGCUGGUGGCACAGGUGGGCUUGAAGUGUGAUGAUGGCAGCAGUGACAAAGAUCUGUUUGAGGACAGCCCUGAUGAUGUCUUCAUGUCCAGUCUUGGCCUGGGGGAGGAUGGACACAUCCUGGACCUGGUCUCCAUUGCAGCACACCAUCUGAGGACAGGGGAGCUUAUGCACUUUGUGAAGGUUCGUAAUCUUGUGAAUGAGACUUGUGACAAAGCGGUCAUGUACCCCAGCACUGUAAUAGCCCUGUCAUUCAUCAAGAGACUUUCUGCUGAAUUUGCUGCACUGUUUCCAGAGAUAAGUGACUAUGGGUCUGAGUCACAUGACACAUAUCCCCUGUUGCUUGCUGGUGAUGCCCUCAAGUACAGCUCUAGUAUUGCCAUGUUUUACUUGGGGAAAGACUACAAGAGCAUUGAGAACAAAGGGCCCUCUAUAGACACUUGGCAAAUAGUUCACAAUUAUUUGACAACUCUAAAGCUGAAUGGGGAAUUGUUCAUGCACAUUGGAAACAUCAAAUAUGCCAGGACUUACUUUACAGAGGGACUCAAGAUGUCCGAGUCCUAUCUACUGGUCACUUGGAGUGCCAUAUUUCUGUGUAAACUUGUGGAAGUGGCUCUGUGCUACUAUGAUACAACUAAAGAGGCUCAAGGGUACCUGAAGAGAGCACUAAGAAUAGUUGGUAAACAAAGCUUGUCAUCCCAGGAAGUUGAAGCUGCAAGCUGUACACACAACCCUCUGGACCAGUUUCACUGCCAUUUUCAUACAGACAGAAAACAGAAUCAGUGCAUCUGUUCAAACAGGCCAAGUCAAGUUGAUGAGCUAGACGUCAGGGAACUUUUGUUUGAGGCUGUGGAUAACGAAGAAGUCUUGGAGGAUGAAGGGCCAGAUGUGAAGUUUCUCUGUCAUGCUGUGUCAUGUAGCCAUUGCUACAACCCUAAUGUAGCACAUCUUUGCACCCAACUCAUGUGGUACCAAGCCGAGAUUGCCAGUAAAAACGGCCAACAUUCUGCUGUGAUUGAGUCCCUCAAUGCCGCAGGGUGCACAUCGCAAGCUUUCUCAGAAAAGACUUAUCAACGCAAAGUUUUGGAUGUUUUAGCGGAAUACAGAUUCAACUUUUCUGUUGGGGAACAUGGUGCUCUAGAAACUAUCAAUCCGCUGUUAGAAACCAAAUUUCGUCUGGCUUCCUAUCUGUAUCACUGUCUGUAUAACAUGCCAGAGCACGAAGGUUGUGAGGUCCGUGUGGAAGACUUAAAGUGUUGUUUGGACAGUGUGGUCAACAACAGCACAGAGGUGUGUUCCUUGAACAACUCUGUUGUGUUGGCGUCUACUCAUUUACUCAAGAGCCACAUGAAACACCUGCCUGAGCUGCUCACACACAGUCAGAUGGUGGGCGAGGAAGCUCGUGAGUGGACAGAGCAGAGGGGGACUGACCUCACCGAUGAAGAAAUCAUCGCCCUAGGUGUCAGUGAGUUACAGGCCUUCAACACUUUUUGGAACUCACAAAAAGUUCUAGACUUUAAAUCUGUGAAUCUGGUCACCGCCUCAGACAGUGUCCAGCCAGACACCCACUUGAGAACUCCAACUGCUCCUUUCAGAAUCACCACAAGUGUGUCCCCAACAUCCGCCAUAUCCACCAAAGUAUCCGCCACAUCCACCAAAGUAUCCACCUCAUCCAGCAUUAAAUCAGGCGCUAAGACUAGCAAGAAGCUCUCACUUAGAAAAGAUAAAGUCAUCCAGAUCUUUGAUGACUCUGUGGUAACGCCCUGUGUGAAAAAACCUGUCAAAACUCUGCGAGAACACAACCCACCCAUGGAGGAGCCAGCUGGUGUGGAGGCUCCCUCAAGGUCCUCUCGGCCUGAGAGCACCAAACCUGUCAAGAGGAUCACAAGGCAGAGGCAGGUCAAGAAGGAAAUGCCACCCAAAGAAAAUGUGGCACCAAAGAGAAGUUCCAGAAAGAAAAAAGUUGAGUCCCCUGAGACUGGGAGACAGGAACCUCUGCUGGCGCCGUUUGUUGUAGAGAACUUGGAUGUGUCCUACAUCAUCAUGGCAAGCCCAGUCAGGGGAGACGACAGCUGUUUGAUGACCACAUCAACCUGGUUAGACUCACCUGAGGUACCCAGGGGGCGGGGUAAAAAGAAACAGGAAACGGAAAAAACAACAGGCACCAAGAGAUUGGAGAAAACUGAGCUCAUGCCAGACAUCUCUGACUUGCAGAUACCUGUCUCAGGCUCAGCAGAAUCUGACCAACUCAGAGACGCGUUACAGAGGAUGAAGCAUUUUCCUCACUCAUUUCUCUACAGUCAGAUAUCUCGGGCCCUGGCCCUGAAUGAAUGGUCCCAGGAAACUUUGGAUGCCAAAUCCCGAGGAAAUGGUGACCAAGGUGACCAUAAGAAAAUCGCAGCCUACCUGACAGACUCUAUGCACUUGACCUUCCGUCAUCUCAUGACAAGAAACCUGCAAUCAAAACUUAGAAAAUGUAAAGAUUCCAUGUCUAGGAAGCUGCAGCCUGAUGACAGUGAUGCCAACAUGUACCUGAGUGACUGGUGUCAGCUGACAGGUGAGGAUCUGACCCAUGAGGUCACGGCCAUGUCUGAGGCCCUGAGUCGCCUACAGCCAGGGGGGGAAGUGGAGCUUCUAGACAAGAGAUUGGCUGCCUUGCCUGCAGAUUGGACUGUUGUCCAGUUGACUGUGGUCAACUACAACCCAUUGAACCCUGGCACUGGCCAGGUGUUCAUAACAAGAUUGACCCCUGACCUUGAACCUGUAACUGUUGAACUUCCACACAAAAGAUGGCUCUAUCUAACCAGAGCCAGUAGAGUGUAUGAAACAGCCAUCAAAUAUGACAACAACCUGUCACCAGUGGACUACUGGAACCACAGGUUUAGGAAGGACAAGGAUAUCAAAAAUGUUGUCCAGUACCUACAAGAAAUGUUCCUGAGCUCCCACAAGUGGCUGUUGAGAGGACGGGUAGAUCUGGUUGGUCAGCCAAAGGUCAGCCAGCUGUUAGAGACUGCAGCACAGAACGCUGUGGACACAGUCUUACAUCAGCUCAAAUAUCAGCUCAAUUAUAACACAGUUCGGGUCCUGUUGGAAGCUGUACUGUGUGCCCAUGAGCAGGACGUCACCUCACUGUUUGCCUGUGUCUGGCCACAGGAUGUGUCCAGUCUGGUCUCACAGAUCUGUCUACAGCUGCAGGGGGAGGUGGCUCAAGCCUAUGGGGAGGAGUGUCUGGUCACCAGGGGUCCAGUGGUUCUCAUCUUAGACAAGACCCUAAACAAAUUGCCAUGGGAAAGCAUGCCAGAUUUUUUAACAGAGAUGGUGACCAGAGUUCCAUCCCUUGUAACCCUAGAUGCCCUGCUGGCAUUACACCAGAACAAACUGGUUUCCUCCUACAGGAGAGGUGUAGAUCGCGACAGUGCUGUAGCAGUUAUAGACCCAGAGACCAACCUGUUGAAUGCUGUCAAUGUUCUGCUGCCCCAGUUUCAACAAUACGACGGCUGGAACUGUCUGUCACAGAAAGCACCAACUGUCUUAGAUCUGAAAGAUUUUCUUUCAAAUAACGCCCUAUAUCUGUACUGUGGUCACGGAUGGGGCAGCCAGUUUGUUGGUGGGGAUGACCUUCAGAUGUUGAAUGCCAAGGCUGUUGCCGUUCUCAUGGGCUGUGACAGUGGAAAGUUGGACUACAAGCCUCGUCUGGAUGGUGACGGAGGGCCUUUGUACUUUCUCCUGGCAGGAUGUCCAACAGUUGUGGGCAACCUGUGGGUGGUGACUGACAAGGACAUUAACCUGCUGACCUCCAGCCUGAUGACAGAAUGGAUGUCACAGAAGAAGCCGGUGCCACUGAGUCACGUCUUGACGGCCGCCAGAAAGGUCUGCAGGUUGACUGGUUUGAAUGGUUUUGCUCCGGUUGUCUACGGUCUGCCUGUUCUGCUCAACUGCUAGGUCAGGGAACACA